AUGUCCGCAACUGAUCUCAACCUGGACGCUGUCCUCACAUUCGCAAAGCAGCUCGCCCGCGAGGUCGGAGCCAUGAUGAAGGAUGGUCAAGAACGCCGUAUGCGCGCCGAAGCCCAGCCCGAGGAAGAGAAAGCGAGCAGCGUCGACCUCGUCACAGAGGUGGAUAAGGCGGUGGAGGCGUAUAUCCGAGAGCAAGUGAGCAAGGCGUAUCCCGAGCACGAAUUUAUCGGCGAAGAGACGUACGAAGGAGAGCCCCUCACGGAAGUUCCGACAUGGAUCAUCGACCCUAUCGACGGUACCGCCAACUUCGUACACGGCCAUCCUGACUGUUGCACCUCCAUCGGACUGACAGUCGGAGGUCAGCCCGUCAUAGGUGUGAUCUACAACCCGUUCUUGGACCACAUCGCGAGUCCUCCAUCUUAUUACGCCGCCAAGGGCAAAGGCGCAUUCUGGAACGAACUCCCUCUUCCUUUGUAUGGCAAGGCACGCCCUUUGCCGUCACUCAGCAAGGCCAUGAUCAUGGUUGACUGCGCAUCCCGCCGGAACCCAUCCGAGCUCCUACCCAAGUUCAAGACCUACCACUCCCUCGCCGCUCGGCCUGAAGAGGGCGGAAAGCUGGUGCAUGGCCUCAGGAUUUCAGGGUCUGCAGCGAUGAGCAUCGCGAUGGCCGCGAGGGGUGCGGUGGACAUGUAUGCUGAAAUCGGGGCGGGCAUCUGCAUCAUGCAGGAAUCGGGCGGGGUCGUUUUCGGCGCCAAGGGGACCGAGCUGGACGGCGAGGUCGACGCUAAGCUGCUCUUUGGCAGAAAGUUCCUCUUCGUGCGCAACAUCGAUCCCGAGGAGGGGGAGACUACGCUCGAGGCGCAACAACGGAUUGCCACCGAAUACUUCUCCGCUGCUGAGGACUUUGACCCUUAG
Dioszegia hungarica is the source of this 915-nucleotide messenger RNA. RefSeq lists its product as uncharacterized. NCBI's taxonomy places the organism in Eukaryota, Fungi, Basidiomycota, Tremellomycetes, Tremellales, Bulleribasidiaceae. The record is from RefSeq and is a predicted model, not a curated record. The transcript has 11 exons. Gene Ontology annotation, biological process: signal transduction; inositol metabolic process. Bases 1 to 915 code for a protein of 304 amino acids. Gene Ontology annotation, molecular function: inositol monophosphate 1-phosphatase activity.